UUAAGAAAAUGAGGGGGAUAUUGGUCCUCUGUCUAACUGUGACGGUAGCCUUGGCGGCUGAAACUGGAAGAUACAAUCCUCUCCAGUUUUUCACAACGACGACGCCAAGAUACUUAACGACAAAGUCUGGCAGUGUUGGGCGGUACAAUCCGGGUCAAUACAACCCUGGGAAGUACGAUCCCGGUCGCUACGACCCAGGCCGCUACGACCCUGGUCGCUAUGAUGCAGGUCGCUACAGUGGCGGACGUUACGACAGUUCUGGACGCUAUAUCCCUGACGGCUCAGGAGCUUACAACGGGGACCGCGGCGACCGCGGCGGCGCUGGAGGUUUCUACUCAGGCUCAAGCAGUGCAGGAGGUGCGGGUGGCUUCUACACCGGGUCGGGCUCCGCAGGUGGCGCGGGAGGUGCGUACACUGGGUCGGGCUCUGCGGGUGGCGCGGGGGGUGCUUACGUAGGGUCUGGCUCCGCUGUGAGUCAAGGCGAUUCGAGCAAGACUUCAUCUGAAGGUGGAGAUGCCAAUGAGAGUGGAUCAGUGUCUACGACACCACAAUAUGUUCCUACAACUACCGAAGAACCGAGACCAACGACUAUUUUCGUUCCGAGCCCUACUCCCUCCGCAUCACCAAGUCCAAGCCCUGUGCCCAUUUUCGUGCCAACAUACAAGCCCACUCAACAACCAUACGUCGUUCCUCCAAACAGAGCUUACGACGAAAACUACUUGAAGAAAUACGAUAUUAUCCGUUUGUACCACGAUUACCUUCCCCCUGGUGGUUACCAUUACCUUCUUGAGACUGAAAACAAAAUCCUCGCCGAGCAAGACGGUAAGGUCGAGCAAAUAAACAACGAGAGCUAUGGACCCAGAGUUAAAGGAUUCUACGAGUACCUUGGCCCCGACGGCGUUACUUAUAGAGUCGACUAUACCGCUGAUGAGUUCGGUUACAAGCCCGUGGGUGUUCAUCUACCUUGAAUGUUCUAGUCACUAAAAUUGUGUAAAUUGUUAAGGAUAUUUAUCGUUGACUUUUUGUUAAUAAACAUCUUGUACCAUCUCAUUUUUUGGUCUUCCUGAUUAAAUAAAAUAUAUGACUA
Papilio polytes (common Mormon) is the source of this 1087-nucleotide messenger RNA. Its product is annotated as larval cuticle protein LCP-30-like. The coding region runs from base 9 to 968 and encodes 319 amino acids. The record is from RefSeq and is a predicted model, not a curated record. The transcript has 5 exons. Lineage: Eukaryota; Metazoa; Arthropoda; Insecta; Lepidoptera; Papilionidae.